UUUUGUGGCAGAUGCUGGACUUUCCAGCAGCUGUGAUAUGAAAUUGAUUGGAUAUAAAUGUACAGAUCUGAAUGAAGUCAGCUUUACAACAUGAGAAGGCAGGAAAUGUGACUUCAUGCAAGCGACUUUACAGUGAAUUUAUUGGGGUACAGCAUAGCUGUCACUAUGGCAACGAGCGCUGUUCCCAGUGACAAUCUCCCCACGUAUAAGCUGGUAGUGGUGGGGGAUGGGGGAGUGGGGAAGAGCGCUCUCACCAUUCAGUUCUUUCAGAAGAUAUUUGUCCCUGAUUACGACCCCACCAUCGAGGACUCCUACCUCAAACACACUGAGAUUGAUGCCCAGUGGGCAAUAUUGGACGUUCUGGAUACAGCAGGCCAAGAGGAGUUCAGUGCUAUGAGGGAACAGUACAUGAGGACUGGGGAUGGGUUCCUCAUCGUGUUCUCUGUCACAGACAAGGCCAGCUUUGAACAUGUGGACCGCUUCCAUCAACUCAUCCUCAGGGUGAAGGACCGGGAAUCCUUUCCUAUGGUUCUUGUGGCCAACAAAGUGGAUCUGCUGCACUUACGUAAAAUACCCAGUGAUCAGGGGAGGGAGAUGGCUAGUAAACACAGUAUAGCUUACAUUGAAACAAGUGCUAAGGACCCAGCCAUGAAUGUUGACAAGGCGUUCCACGAGUUAGUUAGAGUAAUCAGGUAUGUUGCCACCACAGAUUAUUUAGAGAAGGUUUGUCUGUUUGAUACAAAAGCUAUGAGAGCCUCUCUCUCUCGCUCUCUCUCUCUCACACACCCAGGCAACAGAUUCCAGAGAGGAGCCAGAAGAAGAAGAGGAAAACCAAGUGGCGGGCCGACAGGUCCACUGUCUCCCACAGACUGCACUGUGUUGUCCUAUGAUGGUUUUUACUUGUACAGCUGCUCCCUACAGGACAGGGGGAAGAUGAUUACAUUUAGGAGUGUUUACUCUCUACACAGAGUUCCAGGAGGCAGUUUGUACCCUCUACCCUGACACAUGAGUUAGGUAGUAGGGUCAGGUCCAACAGCACAGGAGUUGCCCGGACAUGGGAUGUGACUGACUCGCCCUAAAAGGACCAGUGGAAUAAUUUACAGCUCUUCUGAGAAUGUGCACUAACUUACUCAACUACAUGGCGAUAAAGUGGCAUCAAUACUGCCUUUAUCUACCAAUGAAGCUCUUUGACAGAGAAACUGGACAUAUGGGCUCACAAAGAUAAUCUGUGGUCCCGUGUGGCUCAGUUGGUAGAGCAUGGCGCUUGCAACGCCAGGGUUGUGGGUUCAUUCCCCACGGGGGGACCAGGAUGAAUAUGUAUGAACUUUCCAAUUUGUAAGUCGCUCUGGAUAAGAGCGUCUGCUAAAUGACUUAAAUGUAAAUAAUUAGGACAUACUGUAGCAGGGUCACACAAACAUCAUUUUACUAAGAGGUAGGCCUUUAAAACUUGGUCCAUGUUUUUUAAAAUCAUUUUCUUGUGAUAGUCCCUAUCAUUAAGAUGGAGGCCAUUGAGUAAAGCACUGGAAGGAGGGAGGAAACAGAGCUUUCCCCAGCGAGGGGGAGUAUAGUAGAGAGGGGAGUGAGAGGAGGGGAGAGGAUGUGUCUGUUUCUGUUGGAAUCAGUGGGCCUGUCAGACAACAGAGAGAAGAAGAGAAAGUGAGGAAAGAGAUACAGAGAGAUUCCAAAUGCAUAGCAUCUGGCAAAGGGACUCCAGACAUUGUGUCAAAGCCUGGGAGGCAGCCAAUGUGUAGCCCCAUAAUUUAUACAUGGAGAAUGUCUUUCUAAUCUCUGAACAAGACUGUUAUAUAACUGUAUUGUAGCUCUUUGAACACACCAAAUGUCUUAUUUGAAUGUACACUUAUGAACCAUGACCAUUUUGACUUAUCAGUGCUCACUGGAUGUAGUUGUGUACUUCUCAAAACACUUUAAACACACUAUUGUGUGUGCGUGCGUGCCCCGGAUAUGUUGUGGCCUAGACGAUGAAAUCUAAUUUUCACAUGUGAACAUUAGUUUUCUUUGCUACUAUUUCACUAUUUAUUUUAUAGAAGUAAUUUAUUGCCGUGUUAUCAUUAGUACAAGGCUACUCCAGAGAGGCACAAAGCACAGAGCUUAACUAAGAAAUUGAAGGAACAAAAGAUGUGUAAGCAAUUUAAAUGUGUGUUAAUACAUUUUGUGUUAUAUUAUAUAUGUGUACACAUCUUGGGUUAACUGGUUUGUCUGGAUAAAACCAUAAUUAUAAUGACA
Messenger RNA from Salvelinus namaycush (lake trout), 2244 nucleotides. RefSeq names its product ras-related protein M-Ras. Gene Ontology annotation, molecular function: GDP binding; GTPase activity; GTP binding. The transcript has 5 exons. The record is from RefSeq and is a predicted model, not a curated record. The coding region runs from base 166 to 1002 and encodes 278 amino acids. NCBI's taxonomy places the organism in Eukaryota, Metazoa, Chordata, Actinopteri, Salmoniformes, Salmonidae. Gene Ontology annotation, cellular component: plasma membrane. Gene Ontology annotation, biological process: signal transduction.